Messenger RNA from Rosa rugosa (rugosa rose), 970 nucleotides. RefSeq names its product transcription termination factor MTEF1, chloroplastic. The transcript has a single exon. Bases 71 to 910 code for a protein of 279 amino acids. Lineage: Eukaryota; Viridiplantae; Streptophyta; Magnoliopsida; Rosales; Rosaceae. Gene Ontology annotation, molecular function: double-stranded DNA binding. Gene Ontology annotation, biological process: regulation of DNA-templated transcription. The record is from RefSeq and is a predicted model, not a curated record.
UCCCCAAGUUCUAAAAUAACGACCACCCAAAGUUGGCUCCAUCUCAGUGUCGAUCACCCUCAACUUCACAAUGCCACUACUUCACUCUCUCUCCCUCCUCCCAACUUCAUCAUCUUCUUCCUCAUCAUCCUUGGUCUCUUCUCCCCAUCCAAAUGCAAACCCUCACUUCAUCAAGUUCCGAACCUCCUACCGCGAAAACGUCCGCUACCUCAAAACCCUACGCGUCAUCCGCCCUGACACAAAACCCAACAAGCUUCCCCUCCCCGACGCCACCGACCACCUCCUCGCCACCGUUAACUUCCUCAAGUCCAAGGGCUUCUCCGACUCCGACUUCCAAAGACUCGCCUUCCUCUCCCCCAACCUCUUCUCCUCCAACUUCGACCCCACCGACGUCGCCCCCAUCUUCGACUUCUUAGCCGACGACCUCUCCGCCUCGCCCGAACAAUCCUGCGGCCUCAUCCUCCGCUGCCCCGACCUCCUCUUCUCCGACGUCGAGUUCUGCCUCCGUCCGACGCUGCAUUUUCUCAAACAGGUGGGAGUCGACAAGCUGAGCACGCCGACAAACCUGAACGCGCAUUUGUUGAACACAAGGGUGGAGAAGCUGAGAGGGAAGGUAAGGUUCCUGAGGAGCUUAGGGUUUUCGUACGAGGAGGCGAUGAAGGUGUGCGAGAGGCUGCCGGCGAUAUUCGGGUACAGUGUGGAGGGGAAUUUGAGGCCAAAAUACGAGUAUUUGGUGGAGGAGAUGGAGAGGAGUGUGGAGGAGUUGAAGAAGUUUCCGCAGUAUUUUGGGUUCAGCUUGGAGAAGAAAAUAGUGCCAAGGCAUUUACAUUUGAAGGAGAGGAAUGUGAGGAUUGCUUUGAAUAGGAUGUUGUUGUGGAGCGACCAGAGGUUUUAUGCAAAAUGGAAAUAAUUAAUCAACAGAUUUGUACUGUAAUCGACGAAAAUAAAAAUAAAAAUCAACAAAUUUGUA